Formica exsecta is the source of this 1666-nucleotide messenger RNA. RefSeq names its product cytochrome b-c1 complex subunit 2, mitochondrial (gene UQCR-C2). Bases 54 to 1454 code for a protein of 466 amino acids. Gene Ontology annotation, cellular component: mitochondrion. The transcript is spliced from 7 exons. NCBI's taxonomy places the organism in Eukaryota, Metazoa, Arthropoda, Insecta, Hymenoptera, Formicidae. The record is from RefSeq and is a predicted model, not a curated record. Gene Ontology annotation, molecular function: metal ion binding.
CAAACCCAAAUCGGACGGGUUCCGAUUUAUCGGCGUUUUCUCGUGUGCGGUUAAUGGUGCCGUGUCGGCCGUCUACGUCUGUCUGGUCUGCUCUUCUGUUAUUACGGGAGGCACGAAAAAUGGCCUGCUCCGCUGUACGGUCGCCCGUCCUUCGUAAUUCUACGGUAAGGCGUUAUGCAGCUGCCGCAGCAGCUCAGUGCUCCAGCACGACAGUUCCUGAACUUCAGGUUUUGUCGAGUAAUAAGGUAACUGUCGCUGCACUCGAUAAUAAUAGUCCCAUCGCUCAAGUAUCCAUUAUCUUCAGAGCUGGCUCGCGCAAUGAGACAUACAACACCCAAGGUAUAACACAUCAUCUUCGUAUUGCUGCCGGUUUAAGUACUUGUAGAUCGACCACCUUUGGGAUAACCAGAAAUAUCCAACAACUUGGUGGAAAUUUAGUUACUACCACAGAUCGUGAAAGUAUUGCUUACACAUUACAAAUUACAAGAAAUAACUUAGACAAAGCUUUGACUUUCCUGGAGGAUGUCGCCACACAGCAAGUGUUCAAACCAUGGGAAAUAGCCGAUCAGCUACCCAGACUGCGCUAUGAAUUGUCCAUGAUACCUGAAACAACCCGUGUAAUGGAAUUGUUACACAAAGCAGCCUACCGCACUGGAUUAGGGUACUCCCUGUAUUCGCCAAAGAGACAACUUGGAAAGAUAAAUACAGAAAGUUUACAACAUUUUGUCAACACCUGGUUCACCGGCUGCAAUUGCGCGGUUGUUGCAACAGGCGUGCCGCUAUCGGACAUAUCUCAGUUCGCUUCGAAUCUGAAAGUGUGUUCGGGUGAUAAUGCCGCGGAAACCGCCAAGUAUCACGGAGGGGAAAUUCGCAAGGAACGAUCCUCCGAGUUGUCCACUGUAGCGGUAGCUGUUGAAGCCGCGGGUUUGAACAAGGAGAAAGAUGCUCUCGCUUACGCUAUCCUGCAGAGAGCAGUCUGUUCUGGUCCGCGUGUAAAAUGGGGCUCAAGCGUGUCUCCAUUGCAGAGAGAGAUAUCCAGCGCGGCAAGCACUGACCAAUUUGCCAUCGCAUCAUUCAAUGCCUCCUACAGCGAUUCUGGACUAUUUGGUUUCGUUUUGUCUUCUGUACCCAAUUGCGUCGAUUCUAUAACUAAAGCUGCUGCUGCAUAUCUGAGAUCGCCGCAGCUCUCCGAUGCUGAUAUCGCUCGCGGUAAGACUACGUUGAAAGCAGAGAUAUUAUACGCAGCGAAUAAUGAGCCUGCGCUUUUGGAGAAUCUGGGACAGCAAGCAAUUCUCAAAAACCGCGUGUACCAGCCGUCUGCUCUCGUUGCGGAAGUGGAAAAAGUAACGGCAUCCGAUGUCAAAUCGGUUGCCGGGAAACUCUGUAGCGGAAAAUUGUCGCUGGCCGCAAUUGGAGAUCUAUCCAACGUUCCUUAUGUCGAUGAAUUAAAGUAGAUGUAAUGUCGAAAAUCUGGACAGUAUCUGUAAAUUCCUGAUUUUUAAAUCUUCUGUCCAGUUUAGAAAAAGUGUAGAAUCUACCUGCGAUAUUAAUAAAAAGAUAACAUCGCUGUAAUUCGCAUAGUUCGAUAUCUGCCUUAGAUAUCUUAUUUACUUCCAAUAUGGAAAGAGAGAAGAUAUAUAAAAUAAGAUGAUAAAAAAUGGAACAC